AUGGCCGAGGAGCAGCACGGGGCUUGGUUCGGCUUCGGCUUCUGCGGCUUUGGGCAGGCUCUAGGCUCUGGCCGCGAGCGCCAGGUGCACAGCCCCGAGCCUGUGGGAAGGCCGGUCACGGGCGCCGACAUCCGCCGCGUGUGCGCGAGCUGGAGCUACACCGCCUUCGUGAGCCGUGGAGGCCGCACUGAGCUGUCGGGCUCGGCGAGCGGCGUAAUUAGCUGCUGCAGAGACGCGUGGGCCUCGGAGGCCCUCCUCGUGGUGCUGCGCGCAGGCCCCGGACCUGAGGCGGAGCUGCAGGUCUGGUCUCCAGGCUCGGCACCGCGUGGGGAACCUCUCUGGGCCCAGACCGUGGUGCCGGAGGCCGCGAAGGAACUCGGAUCUAGCGGUGAGGCCCAGGCCGGGUCAUUGCCUUUGCUGCCGGGCGCCUGCGCCUACGUGAGCCCUCGGCCGCCCUUCUACCAGCCUCUGGCCCCGGAGCUCCGGGCACGCCGGCUGGAGCUGGGUGCAGAGCACGCAUUGCUGCUGGGGGCCGCGGGCCAAGUGUUCUCCUGGGGCAGCGGCAGGCAUGGACAGCUGGGCCAUGGGACCUUGGAAGCAGAGCUGGAGCCAAAGCUAUUGGAGGCACUGCAGGGCCUGCACAUGGCUGAGGUGGCUGCUGGCGGCUGGCACUCUGUGUGUGUGAGUGAGACUGGGGAUAUUUAUAUCUGGGGCUGGAAUGAAUCAGGGCAGUUGGCCCUGCCCACCAGGAGCCUGGCGGAGGAAGGGAAGACAGUUGCAGGGAAAGCUACUGGGCUGACUGUGGAUGGUUCUGAAGUGAAGGGAACAGCUGGGGGUGAGGAUGGAACCCCUGCCCCCUACAUUGCUGUGCAGCCCUUCCCAGCUUUACUGGAUCUCCCCCUCGGCUCAGAUGCAGUCAAGGCCAGCUGUGGGUCCCGGCACACGGCUGUGGUGACACGAACGGGAGAGCUCUACACCUGGGGCUGGGGUAAAUAUGGGCAGCUUGGCCACAAGGACACGGACAGCUUGGAUCGCCCUUGCCGUGUGGAAUACUUUGUAGAUAAGCAACUACAGGUGAAGGCUGUGACCUGCGGCCCCUGGAACACAUAUGUGUAUGCUGUGGAGAAAGGGAAAAGCUGA
Orycteropus afer afer is the source of this 1140-nucleotide messenger RNA. RefSeq names its product RCC1 domain containing 1 (gene RCCD1). The record is from RefSeq and is a predicted model, not a curated record. The transcript has 7 exons. Lineage: Eukaryota; Metazoa; Chordata; Mammalia; Tubulidentata; Orycteropodidae. The coding region runs from base 1 to 1140 and encodes 379 amino acids.